Messenger RNA from Colletotrichum godetiae, 1473 nucleotides. Its product is annotated as major facilitator superfamily transporter. Lineage: Eukaryota; Fungi; Ascomycota; Sordariomycetes; Glomerellales; Glomerellaceae. Gene Ontology annotation, cellular component: membrane. The transcript has 3 exons. The coding region runs from base 1 to 1473 and encodes 490 amino acids. Gene Ontology annotation, molecular function: transmembrane transporter activity. Gene Ontology annotation, biological process: transmembrane transport. The record is from RefSeq and is a predicted model, not a curated record.
AUGGCCUUACAGUCAGAGGAGAAGGGUUCGUUCGCCCCAGGUCGGGAGGAUGUUGAAUCGCCCGCCGUGAAAGAGGAACCCUCACCAUCCUCCCCAACCCCAGCCGACGCCGAAGAAGAAAAGGCCCUCCUCUGGAAACAAGACAAGCGCAUCAUCCCGCUCUCCGCAAGCAUCUACUUCCUCUGCUUCCUCGACCGCUCCAACAUUGGCAAUGCAAAGAUCCUAAACUCCUCCACGGGCCACGACAUGCAGACUGAAACGCACAUGUCCAACCACGACUUCACAAUCGCCCUCAUGAUCUUCCUCAUCGCCUAUGCAAUAUUCGAGGUACCCUCAAAUAUCCUCCUCAAGAAGCUCCGGCCCUCGCGAUGGCUGGCCUUCCUCAUGUUCUCAUGGGGCUCCGUCACGAUCGGCCUCGGCGGCGCAAACAGCUUCGCGACGGUAACGGGCGUGCGGUUCCUCCUCGGCGUCUUUGAGGCGGGUUUGUUCCCGGGACUGGUGUACUAUCUCACCUUUUGGUACAAGCAUGACGAGAGGAGCGUGAGGGUUGCUAUGAUCCUCGCGAGCGCGACGUUGGCAGGUGCGUUUGGCGGGGCGAUUGCGUAUGGCAUCGGGCACAUGAACCAGGUGCACGGUAUGUCGGGGUGGCGGUGGCUCUUCAUCCUCGAAGGCAUACCAUCAUGUCUGUCUGCCUUUUUCGUAUGGUUCUUCUUACCUGAUUAUCCCGAGAGUGCUGGCUGGCUUUCGGAGCGAGAGAAGGAUCUCGCGCUGCGGAGGCUCUACCACGAGGGCAGCAAGAGCAGCCACAAGACCAUGUCGUGGGAGGAAGCCAAGGCGACGCUGACGGACUGGAGGCUGUAUGGACACUACCUGGUGUACUUUGCAAUGUCGACACCCUUCUCAUCGCUGUCGCUUUUCACGCCAUCCAUCACCUCGGGACUCGGGUUCGUCGAUCUACAAGCGCAGCUGAUGACGGUUCCCCCAUACGCUGCAGCAUACGUUGUCCAAAUCCUCGUAGCCUGGUCCGCAGACCACUUCAACGCCCGCGGCGUCCACUCCGCAGCCCUAGCCCUCAUCGGCGGCGUCGCCUUCGCCGUCUCGACCGUCCUCCCGCCCGACGCCUACAACGCGCGCUACGGCUGCCUCAUCGUCGGCGCCUCGGGCGCCUUUGCGUGCAUCCCGCCGCUGCUGGGCUGGCUGACGUCCAACAUCUUCAGCACGGCGGCGACGGGGCUCGCCAUCGCGCUCAACGUCAGCAUCGGCGCCGGGCUCGGGCAGAUCCCGGGCGUAUGGGUCUACAAGGCCGAGGAGAAGACCCGGAGGUACCCGACGGGUCACUGGGCUAACGCGGCGCUGCUUUUUGUUGUGGUCGUUGGGUGUGCGGCGCUGAGGGUGUAUUAUGGGGUUAAGAACCGGGGGAUUGUGCGUCGGGCUGCGGAGGAGGGGACGGAGCCGCGGUUGUUCAAGCUAUGA